Molecule: messenger RNA, 2886 nt
Organism: Postia placenta MAD-698-R-SB12
Lineage: Eukaryota; Fungi; Basidiomycota; Agaricomycetes; Polyporales; Adustoporiaceae
Exons: 14
Coding region: 1-2886 (961 amino acids)
Biological process (GO): positive regulation of kinase activity; phosphatidylinositol biosynthetic process
Cellular component (GO): PAS complex; endosome membrane; fungal-type vacuole membrane
Source: RefSeq, a predicted model, not a curated record
AUGCAGGCUGUCCGAUCAACUCAAACUAAGCCCGGCGCAGAGUCGAGCAUUUCAAAGCAGUUGGUCGACAAGAUGUACGAGAAGCGGAAGGCUGCUGCUCUGGAACUUGAGAAGCAGAUACGCGAAUGCCACCAGCAGGGUGACCACCGGCGUAUAAGCCAGAUUGUCGAUCAACUAGUGGACAUGUUCAACAAUUCGUCAAAUCCACUGCAUGUACGGAAUGGUGGUCUCAUAGGACUGGCUGGCACCGCAAUCGCGCUUGGCGUCGAUAUUGCGCCGUACAUGGAGAAGUUUGUCGAGCCAUUAUUAGUAUGCUUCACCGAUCCCGAGAACAGGGUGCGGUACUUCUCCGCGGAAUGCCUCUACAACAUCGCCAAGGUAUCAAAAGGGGAAAUAUUGGUUUACUUUAACCCAAUAUUUGAUGCUUUGAGCAAGCUUGCUGCCGAUUCAGAAUUGUCUGUCAAGAAUGGCGCAGAGUUGCUUGAUCGUCUUCUGAAAGAUAUCGUGGCGGAGACCGCAUCUGUCUACAUUCCCCACUAUCCUGAGACAGAGAAGGUCCGCAAACGGGCCGAAGAAGUGCACGGCAUGAGCAUCCUGGUCCCGCAUCCAGACGAUCUUGCCAACGGCGAGGACUUUAAUAGCGCACGAAAGGCGUUCUCACUCGCACAUUUUAUACCUCUCCUCUCAGAGAGGAUAUAUGUCCUUAGCCCGUUCACUCGGAGCUACCUUGUAUCAUGGAUCACUGUCCUUGAUUCUGUCCCCGAGCUCGAACUCAUCACAUACUUGCCAGAAUUUCUGGACGGGCUUCUGAAAUACUUGUCUGACCCAACGCAAGAUGUACGGGUCGCCACCGAGAACCUGCUCGCCGACUUCCUUCGUGAAAUCUGUGAAGUGACUGCAGUCCAGCAGCGCAGUGAGGAGCAGCUUAAGGCCAAGCGGGAGGCUGCGGCCGAGCAAAGUCGUCGAGCAGAUCCCGAGAAGGAGCGAUCGCAGGAUCUGAGCGCCCCAGUAUCAGAGCGAGGAGCCUUCUUACCGGAUAACGAACAUGUCCUAGUGGACGAGAGCCCUUUGGCUUCGCCCGACGAGAAACAAGAUGGUCGCGAUGCGGGUCACUGGGUCCCCGGUCAGGGUGUCAAAAUAGACUACGCUGCUAUAGUCGAGAUUCUCAUCCAACAGCUUGAUGACCAACACGACGUUAUCCAACAAUGUACUGCUCUGCAGUGGUUAUCCGAGUUCCUACGAAUCGUACCGGAAGUGAUGGUCCCCUUUACACCCCGCCUAAUCCUCGUGAUCCUCCCAAACCUAUCCCACCAUGUCCUCAUGAUUCAGUCCGCUGCGCAGCGUACCAACAAACUCCUCAUGAACAUGAUCCAGGCACUCCCUCUUCCUCCCGACCAACCAGCACGCCAAGGGACAGACAAGUCAUCUUCCGCCGCAUCGCAAGUGGCUCCUGGGUCCCCUACUCCGGCUGUCACAUCCCUCGCAUCUACCAGACAGUCUACUGCUGGCAAGGACACUCCACAAAGCCGCGACCUGAGUUCACCGGAGUCGCUGCUCGAGACAACAGCUGACCGCGCGUCGGAGAAAUCGGAACAAUUCGACUACCAGGCGACGGUGAAUGCGCUGACCAUCCAGUUCCUGAGCGAGCAUGAGGACACGCGGGUGGCGGCGCUGAGAUGGCUCAUUAUGCUACAUCAGAAGGCGCCGAAGAAGAUCCUUGCCAUCGACGACGGGACCUUCCCAGCGCUGCUGAAGACACUCUCGGAUCCCUCAGAAGAGGUGGUCAAGAAUGAUCUGCAACUAAUUGCUCAGAUCUCAUCCAGCUCAGAUGAGAGCUACUUCAAAGCGUUUAUGAUCAACCUUCUGGAUCUUUUUAGCACGGAUCGCGGACUGCUAGAAACACGAGGGAGUCUCAUCAUCCGCCAGCUCUGUCUCAAUCUCAAUACGGAACGUAUCUACCGUACGUUCGCCGAAAUUCUGGAGAAAGAAGAGGAUCUUGAAUUCGCUAGUGGCAUGGUUCAGAAGCUGAACAUGAUCCUCAUUACGUCUCCUGAAUUAGCGGAUUUCCGGAGAAGGCUUAAGAGCCUCGAAACUCGGCAAGACGGACAAGCAAUAUUUACUACCCUGUAUCGUUCAUGGUGUCACAACGCCGUCGCAGUGUUCUCCCUGUGUCUACUUGCUCAGGCUUAUGAGCAUGCAUCAAAUUUAUUGUAUAUUUUCGCCGACCUCGAGAUCACCGUGCAGUUACUUGUGCAAAUAGACAAGCUCGUCCAACUGAUCGAGUCACCAGUCUUUACGUAUCUACGGUUGCAACUACUGGAACCUGAAAAAUACCCUCAUCUGUUCAAGUGCCUUUACGGCCUGUUGAUGCUGCUACCACAGAGCUCAGCCUUCGUCUCACUCCGAAAUCGCUUGAGUGCGGUGAACUCGUCAGGGUUCCUUCACAUUGCGCCUAAAUCCACUGUGGGCAACAUAUCGUCAACGCGAUCAAAGCUCGGUCGUGAAGACAUUAAGUGGCAAGAACUACUCUCGCAUUUCCGGUCAGUACAGGCGAGGCACGAACGUGCGCGGCGCCAGGCGCUGGGCUCCGAUAGUGUCUCAUUCCCCGGCUUUCCUGACAUCGACAAGCCGUCGAAUCCGCCUCCUGCUGCAACCCCCGCCGCACCGUCAUCUACCCGGCCUACGAUACGACGGAAAGUCACAGGCGAGGUCCCUGUACGGCCGCCAUCGCGGUCUGGUGGCGCACUGUCACCACUCAAUCCAAGGGCACGCGGUCAGACAGGGUUGAUUUCAUCCAGCUUGGCGCAUCCCCCCGCAAGCCCAACUCUCGUUCCCCAAACACAAAUGAAACAGCCGCGGACUUUGACCCUGAACAAAAAAUCUUGA